Molecule: messenger RNA, 1479 nt
Organism: Engraulis encrasicolus (European anchovy)
Lineage: Eukaryota; Metazoa; Chordata; Actinopteri; Clupeiformes; Engraulidae
Gene: eif4e2rs1
Product: eukaryotic translation initiation factor 4E family member 2 related sequence 1
Exons: 7
Coding region: 170-865 (231 amino acids)
Biological process (GO): translational initiation
Cellular component (GO): cytoplasm; eukaryotic translation initiation factor 4F complex
Molecular function (GO): translation initiation factor activity; RNA 7-methylguanosine cap binding
Source: RefSeq, a predicted model, not a curated record
GUUAGCCCUCGAGUUGAGGAAAACAGUCUUUGAAACAAUCGUCUGCGAUUUAAAAUAACUUAUCUGUUGGACCUUCUCAUAUAAUAUUUUUUUACAUUCCGGACAGUAGUCUCCCAGGACCCCCCUUCAGCAUUCUGAUUCAUUCUUCAGAAACACACCAGCUGAUAGAAUGAAUCAAUUUGAACAUCUAAAGGAGGAGGAAGUGGACGAGCAUGAAGACCAGGUGACAACGCGAGACGACAAGAGUGACACAGAUAAUGGGACCCUAAAUAACAAUAACAACAACCGGCGGAAGGCUAUUUCUCCGGCGGCGGGAGAGCAUCCUCUACAGUACAACUACACCUUCUGGUACUCGCGCCGCACGCCCAGCCGGCCCGCCAACACGCAGAGCUACGAGCAGAACAUACGUCAGAUUGCCACUGUGGCAUCGGUGGAGCAGUUCUGGAAGUUCUACAGCCACCUGGUGCGGCCGGGCGACCUCACGGGGCACAGUGACUUCCACCUCUUCAAGGAGGGCAUCAAACCCAUGUGGGAGGACGAGGCCAAUAAGAACGGUGGGAAGUGGAUCAUCCGUCUGCGUAAGGGCCUGGCCUCCCGCUUCUGGGAGAACAUCAUCCUGGCCAUGCUGGGCGAGCAGUUCAUGGUGGGGGAGGAGAUCUGCGGCGUGGUGGUCUCCAUACGCUUCCAGGAGGAUAUCCUGUCCAUAUGGAACAAGACAGCCAGUGAUCAGGUGACCACCUCGCGAAUCCGUGACACCUUAAGGCGCGUCCUCAACCUACCUCCAAACACAAUCAUGGAAUACAAGACCCACAACGACAGCCUCAAGGACAACUCCAGUUUCCGCAACACCAAGAUUACAUUGUGACGACAACCUUGAAGUGCUCACACAGAGCCGUAUGUGGAGGGGGACUUUGACUGGAUGGAUUGGAUGAAUGAAUGGACGAAUGGAUGAAUGGAUGGAUGGAUGGAUGGAUGGAUGGCAAAAAACGACCUAAUGAAAGGACAUCAUGGGUUCGAUGUGCACAUGAACCUUCUCCUGCUCCUCUUUUCCCCUGUCAAUCACCCAGCCGAGACCUCCUGGACAGCAAGAGUUUGGAGCAUUGUAGUCAACGCUUUGAUCGGAAAACAUACACACACACACACACACACACACACACACACACACACACACACACACACACACACACACACACACACACACACACACAGUCUACUCUAUUAUCCAAACUCACAUUCUCGACUUUGAUAGGAACACACACACACACACACACAGUCUAUUCCAUUAUCCAAACUCACAUUCUCGACUUUGAUUGGAAAACACACACACACACACACACGCAUUCUCGACUUUUGCUUGUGUUUCGCUGACGUGGAGAAAACACAAGUUUCUCUGCUGUCAGCCUACGUACGUGUACAUCAAUCAACUUUUCCCCAUUCAACAUCCCAAUUGUAAAUUAAAAAAUGACCUUUUGAAUUGCG